Molecule: messenger RNA, 1375 nt
Organism: Paramecium primaurelia
Lineage: Eukaryota; Ciliophora; Oligohymenophorea; Peniculida; Parameciidae
Source: the annotation of a GenBank genome assembly
AUGAAAUUAUUGUUAUCCUUCACAUUAAUGUAUGAAGUAUUUAUAAUUUAGAGAAUUGUUUUGUGGAAAUAUAAUCAAAGGAACAGAAAAUGAAAGUGAAGAUAAUUAUUAAAUGGAUGAAGCUUUGUAAAAACAAUGCAAAGACAUUUAAUGCAAUAGUUAUACAAGUGUAUGAAUAAGAUAUCAAAUAUAUAGUGUAAUUCUUGUGAGUUUAAUAACUGUUGUUAAUUUAAUUUAGAAAAAAAUUUAUGUUUAAGACUUUUAAAGUUACCCUUUAAUUAUACAGAAUUAAUUGAUCGAAGCAAAGGAGAAUUAAAAAAUUUAUCUGAAUAUCCCGAUCCAUAGAUGAAUGUUACGUUCCCUAAAUGUAAUAUCGUUAAGGAAGUUCCUCUAUAUAAUGCUACAAAUUAUUUAUAUAAGCAUCAUGAUAUUUGUGGAGUACCAAAAUAUUGUCCAAAUUAAUCAUAUUAUGUUUCUGCUGAGUCUAAAAUUAUAUUUUAAAAUGUUAAAUAGUAAGUUGGUUAAGGAGAACUUUGUACAAUUUAUUUUUAAGGAAGAAUGGGGCCUGAAUUCUUAUUGUAAAUUGGAAUAGAAAAUUUAUCAUAAAUUGAAGUUAAUGCAGAUUUAAGUAUUUGUUUAUCUGUUGGACUAUUUGAUGACUUUCCUUGUAUAGAUUCUCUUUAAUAAAUGUAAAAUUAUGUUAGAAUUUGAGUUAAUUAACCAAGAGUCUUUAUUAUAGAAUAAGAGCAAAUUAAUUUAGAAUUACUUUAUAAUUCAAAGAUGAUGCAGAGAUAGAUUUUUCACAAAUUUUCUAUUAAAUUAUUAGCAUAUAAAAAUUGUAAUGAAUUAUCUUAAUAUUUAUAGAAGUUAAUAAAAUUAGCAAUAAUUAUUUUAAUUUAUAAUAAUUGUCCUAUUAACAAUACUAGGGAGUUUUUUUAUUAUGGCUUUGAUUAGAAUUAUCUUAAUAAGAAUUUUUGGAAGAAGGUUUGUUGAAUGGCUUGAUCCAGAACCAAUCUUUCCUUAAAGAAGAAGAAAUUUUAAUGUUUAAUUAGAAUUUGAAAAAUUAAAAUCUCAGAAUCUCAUUCAUUAGAUAAAAUAGAAUGAAAUGAAAUUUGAAUAAGAUAGAUGUGCUUAUUGUUUAGAGUCAUUUUAGACUGGAAUAAUCAUAGAAAUCUUUUGUGGACAUUGUUUCCAUGAGCUUUGUAUAUUAAAUCAUAUGUAAAUACAAAGAAAUGUUGGAAGAUGUUCUAUUUGUUUGGUUGAUAUUAAUAAGACUAAUUAUUAAUUGUUGUAGUAAUAAUCAACUUAAGAAUCUUUAAAUAUUCAAAGCCAAAUAUAAGAAAACUAAAGUAUGAUUGAUAAUAAUUUAUAAUGA